Molecule: messenger RNA, 424 nt
Organism: Pectinophora gossypiella (pink bollworm)
Lineage: Eukaryota; Metazoa; Arthropoda; Insecta; Lepidoptera; Gelechiidae
Product: small lysine-rich protein 1
Exons: 1
Coding region: 1-270 (89 amino acids)
Source: RefSeq, a predicted model, not a curated record
AUGCCGGGUAAAGGCAAGAAAAAGGAAAAAAAAGAGAAGAAAGAGAAGAAAGACAAAGAAGAAGGAGGAGAAAAGAAGAAGGGCAAAAAGGGGGGUGGUGGGGGUCGCGGCAAGAAAGGGAAGUCGAAAGGGAGGUGCAAUGUUGACAUGUUGACUGAAGCAGCGAUGGACAAUGUUUACUACGCUUGUCAUAACGUGCAAGAGUUGUUGGCGGCUAGAGGAUUUCAUCCGCCUGAUUUUAAUAAGAAGAAGAAAAAAGGGAAGCGAUAAGUGUUAGGAUGUUUCACAAUCCCGUGACGUUUGUUUGUGGGUAAUAUUUUACAUACGUAUAAAAACGUGUACCUAGCUUAAGCGUGUACUAAUAAUAGUGAAGAAAUAGGUAGCUCGCUUUGGAUAUAUUUGGUUGUAUAAAAUAAAUAUAAGG